Messenger RNA from Enhydra lutris kenyoni (northern sea otter), 955 nucleotides. RefSeq names its product transmembrane protein 125. The record is from RefSeq and is a predicted model, not a curated record. Bases 293 to 955 code for a protein of 220 amino acids. NCBI's taxonomy places the organism in Eukaryota, Metazoa, Chordata, Mammalia, Carnivora, Mustelidae. The transcript has 2 exons.
CCCUCCCCCCAGGAGCCAGCCGUGACAGCUGAGGCCAUGUGAGGCAGAUCCUGAAUGAGGCUUUAUCUCUGCUCUUGGUCCUAUCAUCCACUGUGACACCAGCUCCUUCGGCCAGCCGGGAUGGGACAGGCAACUGAGAGAGCCAGAGAGGUGAUGGUGACCACACCCCGGACGGGGAGAGGAACGGGACUCUGGGCCUCUAGCUGCCAAGCAGGUGGUGGGGGCUCUAGGCCAUGACCCACACCCUCUAACCCCUGACACUGCCCUCUGCCCUCUCCCCCGCCCCCUGGCCAUGUCUGAAGGAGAGGCUCCAGCCCCGCCGGGCCCGGGGGGGCUGCCCCCAGACAUGCUGGGAGAGCAGGUAGAGCUAUGGUGGUCCCAGCAGCCGCGGCGCUCCGCACUCUGCUUCGCCGUGGCCGUGGUCCUGGUGGCGGGCUGUGGGGCGGGUGGCGUGGCACUGCUGUCCUCCACCAGCAGCCGCUCCGGUGAGUGGCGGCUGGCGACGGGCACAGUGCUCUGCCUGCUGGCCCUGCUGGUGCUGGUCAAGCAGCUGAUGAGCUCGGCGGUGCAGGACAUGAACUGUCUUCGCCAGCCCCACCAUGUGGCCCUGCUGCGGAGCGGUGGAGGGGCCGAUGCGCUCGUGGUGCUGCUCAGCGGCCUGGUGGUGCUGGUCACCGGCCUAACGCUGGCCGGGCUGGCCGCCGCCCCUGCCCCGGCCCGGCCGCUGGCUGCCAUGCUGUCAGUGGGCAUCGGCCUGGCUGCCACAGGCUCACUUCUGCUGCUGGGCUUGCUGCUGUACCAGGUGGGUCUGAGCGGACACUGUCCUCCCCUCCACACAGCCGCCCCCACCACCCCCGGUGACCACGGCGGCCACGGCAGCACCUUCAGCAUCUCGGGCCAGCUGUCUGCUGGCCAGCGUCACGAGACCACGUCCAGCAUCGCCAGCCUCAUCUGA